UUUCUGCAGUUUGUCUUGUUUUUCACUGCAGUGUAGUGUUUUUUGGAAUGUCAUAAUUUGAAAGAACUGUUGUAAAAAAACACGUAAAUUUUUAAGGGAUAAUUAAAACAAAAGAUAGAAUUUAUAAUAAAGUUGAGAAAAGCUUUUAGUAAAGCCAAUAUGUUAAACAUACAUCAAAUUUGUAUGUGUGGCACCGGUCCUUUGACGCGUAGUUUGUUCUAACCUUUUGUUAGCAAUUUAUAUCACCAGAAAGGGUCACGCACAUAUACACAUACGCAUUUUCACACCUAUUUCAACCUUUAAAAUUUUAGUAUAAACUUAUUGCUAGUCUGUCAUUGAUCGCUCCAAGACAAAAUAAAGGAAAUGUCUGAUAAAGUGACCGAAUCUGUGGAGGAUGACAAUUCUGUUACAAUGCUCGAUGUACUCCAAGUAGAAAAUCAGCUCGAAGAAGACGCAUAUGCCGUUUUAGGUGCUUCUGAUGACCAAAAUUGUACUUACAGCAAGGGAUAUAUAAGACAAGCCUUAUAUGCAUGCAAAACAUGUUGCCCCAAUAAAGUUCGAGCUGCUGUUUGCUUAGCAUGUAGUUUUCAUUGUCAUGAAGGACAUGAACUUGUAGAACUGUAUACAAAACGACAUUUUAGAUGUGACUGUGGAAAUGCUAAGUAUGAUGGCAAACAAUGCAAUUUGGAAAAGCUAAAAUCUGCUACUAACACUGAAAAUAAAUAUAAUCAAAAUUUUGAUGGUGUUUAUUGUAUUUGUGGAAAACCAUAUCCUGAUCCUGAAGGUGAUGAAGAUGACAUGUUACAAUGUGUAAUAUGUGAAGAUUGGUAUCAUGUAAAGCAUCUAGAGCUUGAUGACGGUGUACCUGCAGAUAAUACAUAUGAUGAAAUGAUUUGUGCAGGCUGUAUGAGAGAACAUAGCUUUCUGUGGAAAUAUGCAUCAAAAUAUGCAGUGUUAAAACUAUCAGAUACAAAAGCAGAUGCAUCUGAAAAAGAAGUAGAAGUCAAUGAAUUGCCAAAAGGAUGUCAAAUGCCAAAAGUUACCUGUGUCAAUACUAAAGGAACCUGUUUCUGGAUAGAAGGUUGGAGGACUGCUUUGUGUACUUGUGAAGAAUGUAAAUCGUUGUAUAAUGCAAAAGAAAUUGCAUUUUUACUUGAUCCAAAAGACAGCGUACAAGCGUAUGAAGAAGCAGGCAAAAAGAAUAAGCAGGAAUCGCAAUAUGAAAAAGGCAUGAAAGCUCUUGCAAGUAUGGGACAUGUACAAAAGUUAACAGCUAUUGAAGAAUACAACAAUAUGAAAGAACGGCUCAUGCAGUACUUACAAAAAUUUGCAGAGAACAAAAAAGUUGUACGUGAAGAAGAUAUUAAGGAAUUUUUUUCAGAAAUGGAAUCGAAGAAACGUCCCAAAGUAACAGUGCCAACGUAUUGUCGUUAAAGCUUUAUGUUUUGCUAUUACAUUAAUUUCAACAUAGUGUCAACUAUUGUAUUAAUUAUAUAUAUAAAACUAAGUAUUUUAUUAUGUUUCUAUAUGCGACAAAAUAAGUAUGCAGUCUCGAGCCUUGAGACUUUUUUUUUAUCCAUUUUACUGCAGCAAGUACAUUUAUACUUUCUGAGAUGAUCGCCGAAAUUUAAGACUGGCAAAUUUAGAAAAGUUUUUUUUAGCGAGGCAGUAAUGGCAAUAUAUGAGUGAGUAAGACAAAGCGAUUGUCGUACAAAAAAGAGUCGGUUAUAAAGCUGACUUUUAUGUCUGGCCUUUUUUUGUAGUAGUAGAAAUAAGAAAGGUGUUGUUGAAGUAGGGCACACUGAGGAAAAUAUUGUAUCUGUUAAUAUAAAAGUUUCCAUACAUAAUAAAACCAACAGAAGAGGUCUUUAAGAAAGAUAUAAAAAACAAACAUUUUAUGUGAAAAGAAAGAGAAACAACUAUACUACAGGAAGAAUAAAAAUAA
Pseudomyrmex gracilis is the source of this 1945-nucleotide messenger RNA. Its product is annotated as putative E3 ubiquitin-protein ligase UBR7. Gene Ontology annotation, cellular component: cytoplasm. The transcript has 7 exons. Gene Ontology annotation, molecular function: ubiquitin protein ligase activity; zinc ion binding. The coding region runs from base 364 to 1434 and encodes 356 amino acids. NCBI's taxonomy places the organism in Eukaryota, Metazoa, Arthropoda, Insecta, Hymenoptera, Formicidae. The record is from RefSeq and is a predicted model, not a curated record.